Phytophthora sojae is the source of this 486-nucleotide messenger RNA. RefSeq lists its product as hypothetical. The record is from RefSeq and is a predicted model, not a curated record. The coding region runs from base 1 to 486 and encodes 161 amino acids. The transcript is spliced from 2 exons. NCBI's taxonomy places the organism in Eukaryota, Oomycota, Peronosporomycetes, Peronosporales, Peronosporaceae.
AUGUUCAAGAAAGGAGGCCCCCACGCGGCGGCCAGAGAUCGUGACCACGACGGCGAGCGCGGAGCGCGGUUCCUGCACAGUCAGCAGGUGAACGGCGCUGGUGGCGGUCUACGACGAGGUCGCCGGCCGGCGCACAACGUCCCGGGCUCCGUCUCCGUCGAGGGCUGCUACUUCCGAGACGUCGGCCAGCUCUACUGUUCGUGCGGCAGCACGUCGUGCACCAUGCCCCCCAAGACCGUCAGCAAGAUGACCCUCGUGACCGUGAAUAAGAUCGGCGGCGAGCCGACCAAGCCCAAGGACAAGAAGGUGGACGGGUGCACGUGGUUGCAGGCUCCACGUCGGCAAGCUCAAAAGCGGGGCGUUGGUCUGUCAGGCUCAUCCAGCGAGGAGUCCACCAGCGCAGGUGAAAUGGGCGGACCCCUGCUGGGUCCUCCAUGCGCGUCGCUGGCCCGGACGAGAUGGAAGUCAAGGCCACCGCGGUCGUGA